CAGCUCUAGAGUGCAUUGGAUCUAGAAAAAUAUCAGACUUAGAGAAAAUCGGUUCCAUGGUUAACCCCGCUGGGUCGAAAGCGCCGGACAGUACAGUCACUUGGAUUUUAUGCUUAUUGCAAAUGUGAAAAGUCACAGAUAUUAUUAUCGGUUAUCAGCGAUGGAGAAUCCAUCAGAAAUGGUUCCCACCCCCUCGUGGCGCUCGUCUCCGGAGUUCUGCAAGUUCAAUGCUGCUGCCAGUGCUAUCGAAGCUUGGGAUAUUGGGGUCUGGCUCGAGAUAAAAACGGCGGAUAUUGAUAACCAGUCGCCCAGCAAUAACGGACGGGAUCACCAGUUGCCAGCCGCCUAUCGCUUGGAACAAGUAUAUAUCGCCUGUUGAGUAUGUUAUAGUAGCAAAAAGAAACACCAUGAAAUUGAUCAAGAAGAAUACAAAUGAAUCCCUCGUAAGGAUUCUGAGGG
Messenger RNA from Serpula lacrymans var. lacrymans S7.9, 459 nucleotides. RefSeq lists its product as uncharacterized. The record is from RefSeq and is a predicted model, not a curated record. Lineage: Eukaryota; Fungi; Basidiomycota; Agaricomycetes; Boletales; Serpulaceae. Bases 161 to 379 code for a protein of 72 amino acids. The transcript is spliced from 2 exons.